Molecule: messenger RNA, 384 nt
Organism: Lactuca virosa
Lineage: Eukaryota; Viridiplantae; Streptophyta; Magnoliopsida; Asterales; Asteraceae
Source: the annotation of a GenBank genome assembly
AUGAUCACGACCGGCCACGAAGCGACGUUUUUGCGACGGUUUCGCAACAGAAUAAAAUUGUUCACACGAUACUCUUGCUCCUCCCACCGCAUCUCCGAUCUGCAAGCUGGCUACUGCCUCCGCCAACGACGUCACCUCCGACAUCACCUCCGCCGUCACCCCCGGCAGCAAAGCCCUCCAGCUACUCCAAAGUCAUCGACGCAUCAUACCUUCUCCCUCCCACUGCCGGUCCGACCUGCAACCCACCUCUGUGAACGACGACCAGCAUCGCCUCACUAUCUUGCCGCCACCACCACCAUCGUCGAAGUUGUUGUUGUAGCUGGUGGACCUUACCAUUGGAUCCGAUUUCAGCUUUUUUUUUUCUUUCUAAGCUGUGAGGUUUAG